This is a messenger RNA of Dromiciops gliroides (monito del monte), 3450 nucleotides long. It is a transcript of the gene XYLB, whose product is annotated as xylulokinase. The record is from RefSeq and is a predicted model, not a curated record. Gene Ontology annotation, cellular component: cytosol. The transcript has 19 exons. Bases 364 to 1962 code for a protein of 532 amino acids. Gene Ontology annotation, biological process: xylulose metabolic process; D-xylose metabolic process. Gene Ontology annotation, molecular function: D-xylulokinase activity. Lineage: Eukaryota; Metazoa; Chordata; Mammalia; Microbiotheria; Microbiotheriidae.
UCGGGUACACAGGCUCCAGUGGAGACUGUGCAGAGGCUCAUCUGCUCUCUUUACGCCCGGACUUGGGACCCAAACGCACAGACACACAGACGUACAGACACGCAGACAUACAGACAUACAGACAAACAGACGCACACACACACACAGAUAUACAGACAUACAGACGGACACACACAGACACACACACUCCCAAAAGCACACACGCACGCACGCACGCAGUGAUACACACAUCGCGAGCGCGCGCGCACACAGAGUGACACAAACAGUGACACCCACAUUCCCACACGCCCACACUCAGAGGUGGUGCACGCCUCUCGGACGCCCGCCAACUCGCAGCGCUUCGUGCUCCCCGCCGCCACCGCCAUGGCAGAAGGUGCCUACCUAGGAUGGGACUUCAGCACCCAGCAGGUGAAAGUAAUUGCUGUUGAUGAAAAACUGAAUGUCACCUAUGAGGAGAGUGUUAACUUUGAUAAAGAGCUUCCAGAAUUUGGGACCCAGGGUGGAGUGCAUGUUCAUAGUGAUAAGCUCACAGUGACUUCUCCUGUUUUAAUGUGGGUCAAGGCUUUGGAUGUAAUCUUGGAGAAGAUGAAAUCUUCUGGUUUCAACUUUUCUCGAGUCAGAGCUUUGUCUGGGGCUGGCCAGCAACAUGGAAGUGUAUACUGGAAAAGAGGGGCCUGCCGAACUUUGAGGACUUUAUCACCUGAUCUUCCUUUACACCAGCAAUUAAAGUCCUCCUUCUCGCUUUCUGACAGCCCCAUCUGGAUGGAUUCUAGCACCACGGUGGAAUGCCGAGAUUUGGAGAAGGCUGUUAAUGGAGCCCAGAAUCUCAGUGAUAUCACAGGGUCCCGGGCCUAUGAGCGUUUUACAGGAAACCAGAUAGCAAAGAUUUUCAAGGAGAACCCUGAUGCCUACUCACAAACUGAGAGAAUCGCUUUGGUUAGUAGUUUUGCCGCUUCCCUUUUCCUUGGCUCCUACACACCCAUUGAUUACAGUGAUGGUUCUGGGAUGAAUUUAUUGGACAUACGUAAAAAAUCCUGGUCCCAGCCCUGCCUUGACACGUGUGCGCCUGACUUACAGGAGAAACUUGGACUGGCGGUACUCUCCAGUUCAGUACUGGGAUCUAUUUCUUCAUAUCACGUUCGGCGUUAUGGGUUCAACUCUGCAUGUAAAGUGAUAGCCUUCACUGGAGACAAUCCAGCAUCAUUAGCUGGAAUGAGACUGGAAGAAGGUGACAUUGCAGUCAGCCUUGGCACUAGUGAUACGCUGUUUCUCUGGAUCAAGGAACCAACCCCUGCUUUAGAAGGUCACAUCUUCUGUAACCCUGUUGAUUCUCAAGAGUACAUGGCCCUUUUGUGUUUUAAGAAUGGGUCUCUGAUGAGAGAGAAGGUCCGAGACGAAUCUGCUUCAGGUUCCUGGGAUGAGUUCUCCAUAGCUCUACGAUCCACUGAAAUUGGAAAUUGUGGAAAUCUGGGUUUUUAUUUUGAUGUGAUGGAAAUUACUCCAGAGACCACUGGGCGUUACAGGUUCAAUGCAAACAAUCAGAAGGUAUCAAAUUUUCCCAAAGAGUUGGAGAUCCGAGCUUUGAUUGAAGGACAGUUCAUGGCCAAAAGGAUUCAUGCUGAAAAACUGGGCUAUAGAGUUGUGCCAAAGACCAAGAUUCUGGCUACUGGAGGAGCCUCACAUAAUAAAGAUAUCUUACAGGUUUUGUCUGAUGUGUUCAAUGCCCCAGUGUACACUAUUGAAACUGCCAAUUCAGCUUGUUUGGGAUGUGCUUAUAGAGCAAUUCAUGGCCUUGCAGUAGGGGGAAAUGUUUCCUUUGCUGAUGUUGUGAAAUUAGCCCCGGAGCCCAGAUUAGCCGCUACACCAACUGCUGGAGCAGCUCAGGUCUAUGGGCCACUUCUCAAGAGGUAUGCUGAGUUGGAGCAACAAAUCAUCCUGCAGUCUCAUGCACCACCCAGCUGAAAAGUCAGCUUCCCAAGAGGCGGUCCCAGAAUUGCCAUAAAUGUUGAAAAGAGAAAUUGACGUGUUUCCAAAUGUCCUGUGAUUGUUCCUGUUUCAUCCUCUGGCUAAUCAAGCAUAAUGAAUAGGGGUCCAAUUCAACAGUCUCCUCCUCCAGGAAGUUUUCUUUCAUCACUCUGGUCUGCGCUGAGCUCUCCUCUGACCUCCUGUGGCAAACCUGAUUGUUCACUGCCAUGGACUGUUGUCUGUCUCAAUGAGUCUUGUCUCCCCAACUAGACUGUAAUCACCGUAAAAAAAGGGACCAGGUUCUAUGCCUAAGGUUGUCCUCACCAAUGUCUUUGUAAAAUGUAGUUAAUAGAUUUUAACUAAACUCCCUGAUAAAGGACAUUUCCUAGAAAAUGUCCAGAAGGAAGUGUAACAUGGGUUCAUCUAAGCUCUGACUUUCUAACUUUUUUGUGGUUACAAAGUUAGGUGGAAUGUGGGUAUCAUUGUAUCCCAUGUGCUUGAGAGCCUGGGCACUCAUUAAGGGCUUAAGGAAAUGAAUUGAAACCAAAAUAAAAAUAAUAAUAACCUAUACAUAUAGCCCUUCAUACACCUCAUCUCCAUUGAGCUUCACAAUAAAGUAGGUACUUAAGGUAUCAUUAUGUCCAUUUUAUAGAUGAAGAAACUGAGGUUGAAGUAGGAAGUAUGAUAUGGGACUUGAACCCAGGUCUUCCUCACUCUAUUCUAGCCACCAUGCCAUGCCCUGUUCAAAAUCUGGGUCAUAGUAGUUACCAAAAGCAAGGGUCAGAUCAGUGACUGGAACAGACAGUCAUUGAAGGUCCACAUAGCAGAUAAUGGGAUGAAAGGCCCAUUCAUAGACCCAAUAAGCAGGGGAUGGGCAAAGAUCUGCCUGAGAGACAGGCAGGUAGGUAGAUGUUACAGUAUCAGAAAAGUUCCAGCAGGGGGGCAGCUAGGUGGCACAGUGGAUAAAGCACCGGCCCUGGAUCCAGGAGUACCUGAGUUCAAAUCCAGCCUCAGACACUUGACACUUAUUAGCUGUGUGACCCUGGACAAGUCACUUAACCCCCAUUGCCCCACAAAAAAAAUAAAGAAAAGUCCCAGCAGAACAAGUUAAGGACCUGGUCUUUGAGAGCCAAGUAGGGUAAGAGGUGCUAGGUAGAUAAAAUCACUGGAAAGGCAGGGACUUAUUCCUUGGGACUCAGAUGUGUCAAUUGUUUUGUAGUAAAAAGACCACUAGAUUUUGGAGUUAAAAGGCUUAGGUUUGAAUCUUAGCUCUGUUAUUUAAUACCAUGUGACCUUGGGCAAGGUAUUUCUUCUCUUAAUUCCAGUUUCCUCAUCUCUAGAAAUGGGUGGAAGGGAUUGGCUUAGAUCAGAGGUGUCAAACUCCCAGGGGACAGCAAAACUGAGUGCCCUGCAACCAGAUGAAGAUGUAAUGGGGAAAUAUUUAACAAAAUAAAUAAAAAUACAGUAUAGCAUUGAUCAUAUUAA